GAGAAGGGGGAGCGGAGUCUCUUGUUUUCAGAACAGCUGAAGCGAUUGGGAAGUGUCUGUGAGCGGGAGAAAAAGAACGCUUGCUACGAUCUGACUCCCCUCUCCGGGAAGGACGGACAGACGGAUAGGAGCGGGGGUUCCCUCGCGAAUAAAGCCGAAAGAUAACAGCGAGCCGGUUGUGCAGCCAGACAGAAACGCCACUGUGUGAUCGGUAGAUGGAGGCGGCGGCAGGAGCAGCAGCCGCCGGAGCAGCCAGGGACGGAUGGCUCUGCGCUGGAGGCGGAGAGGGCGAAGGAAGCGCGGGGCUACCGCUUCCCGCCGCCGCUGAAGGGCAGUUGUGAAAGUGCCCAGGCGCAGCGAGAGGGGGACACCGGCGGCGACGACCUGCCCACUUGCAGGCAGACAGGCCCACCGGCCCUUGCCGCGCUCGGAUGCCCGCUCCGGCUGUUGGGAGAGAGGCGAUCCAACCGAGGGUGCGGCGGCGGCGGUUCCUCUGCUGCGCGAUAGCCGGCGCCAAACGCGCCUCUGCCCUUUCAGGAUGAGCGGCGGCGGCGAGGUGGUCUGCUCGGGCUGGCUGCGGAAAUCGCCCCCCGAGAAGAAGUUGAGGAGAUACGCAUGGAAGAAACGAUGGUUUAUCCUUCGCAGCGGCCGUAUGAGUGGAGACCCAGAUGUGCUGGAGUACUACAAGAACGACCAUUCCAAGAAGCCGCUGCGUGUGAUCAACCUCAACUUCUGCGAGCAGGUGGACGCCGGCUUGACCUUCAACAAGAAGGAGCUGCAGGACAGUUACGUCUUUGACAUCAAGACUAGCGAAAGGACGUUCUACCUGGUGGCCGAAACGGAGGAGGACAUGAACAAGUGGGUUCGCUGCAUUUGCCAGAUCUGCGGCUUCAACCAGUCCGAAGAGAACACAGAUUCUUUAAGAAACAUUCCUGCUAUGAGUCAUGGUCCACGCUCAUCCCCAGCUGAGCUGAGUGGCUCCAACCAACGGCUGCUGCGAGAACGGAAGUCGUCAGCACCUUCGCACUCUAGCCAACCCACCCUCUUCACAUUUGAUUCACCUGCUAACCAUAUCCGGACCACCCUUUCUGCCAGUGCCCCCCAGGACUAUCUCUUUCUACACCAGUGCAUGAGCAGGAAAUCAGAGAACACCAGGAGCGCUAGUUUCUCUCAAGCCACGAGAUCCUCGUUCUUCAUGAGAAGCGACCCGUCUGUUCAGAAGCUCUCUCAGGGGAACGGGCACUGUGUAAACGGAGUGGGUGGGCAAGUGCACGGCUUCUACAGCUUGCCCAAGCCGAGCCGGCACAACUCGGAGCUAAGAGACAGUGCUUACGACCUUCCAAGGAGUUUUGGAUGCUACGCCCGCACCAAAUCCAGCCACACAGGUUCCGAAACGGAUAGCGAGGAAGUGUAUACCUUCAAGACCCCCAACAACACCCUUUGCAAAGACUUUGGAGAACUUUCUACUGACUCUUAUGACGUCCCUGGCACCCCUUUGUCGAUUUAUCAGAUCCCAAGGACAUUCACACUGGACAAGAACCACAACGCCCUGGCGGUGGCCUCCAGUGAGACACCUGCUCCUCCUCCUCCAAGGCCUCCUAAGCCAGGGCAGGCAGAGUCACGGUGGGGCAGUCCUCAACAGCGCCUGCUAGACAGCGAGGGCAUGGGCCCAGUUGCCGCCACCAUUCCCAGAAGGAAUACAUUGCCCGCCAUGGUGAACUGCAGGCUGCAUCGAGCUUCGUCCUGCGAGACCUAUGAAUAUCCCCAGCACAGCAGCAGCAGUGCUGUUCAGUCCACAGAAUCUGUGAAUGUUGGGUUGAACUCGUAUCUGCAAAACAAAGCUACGGUGUCUCGAUCGCACAGUGCCGACUCAGAGGACAACUAUGUCCCCAUGAACCCAGGUUCUUCAGUCCUGCUCAACACAGAGAGGCCGAAUGACAACUCCCAGCACCUCUACAUCCCUAUGAGCCCUGGGCCUCAUCACCUGGACUUGAUGGGGAUGUCCUCUUCUACUUUACCAGUUCAUAAAGGUAGUAGCAGUUCCCAGCUGCACAGGCGGAUGAGUGAAAUCCAGCCUCCACCCGUCAACCGCAACCUCAAACCUGAUCGCAAAGCAAAGCCAACACCACUGGACUUAAGGAACAACACAGUCAUUGAUGAGCUUCCCUUCAAAUCACCAGUCACUAAAUCCUGGUCCAGGCCUGGCCAGACUUUCACCUCCAACUUUUCCCAAUAUUGCCGCCCCAUCUCUACCCAGAGCAUCACCAGCACUGACUCAGGAGAUAGUGAAGAAAAUUAUGUGGCCAUGCAAAACCCUAUCUCUGCAUCUCCUAUUGCCAGUGGCACCAACAGCCCAGCUACAAAAAAGAGCACAGGAAAUGUCGAUUACCUGGCCCUGGACUUCCAGCCAAGCUCACCUGGUCCUCACAGAAAGCCCUCCACAUCGUCAGUUACCUCAGACGAGAAGGUCGACUACGUGCAAGUUGACAAGGAGAAGACACAAGCGUUGCAAAGCACUAUGCUGGAAUGGACCGACGUCCGGCAGUCUUCAGAGCCCACCAAGGCGGUGAAGUAGUAACAGGUGGAAUAGAGGGGAAGCCUUCUGGAAGGGCAAAGACUAAAUUAUUCCAUCCAGCAAGGCUAGGCCACCUGCCAUCGUUCAGCAAGGACUGCUAAGGCCCAGGUGACGCUCUUGAUUUAGAAAGCAAAGUUAACUUCAGGGGAAGACAUGGCUGAUAACUGUUUGCCAUGCUCAAAGGUGCCAGAGCUCUUUCUGGAUAAAUUUUCUGGGAAAUUCAACAUAGCAAUACUGGGAAUCUUGAUGCCCUGCAUGCUUUCAACCAUCGCUGAACCCAUCUUGUGUCUGCCACCACUGUAUUUUCCUCAGCAUACACCUGCUGUGAGCCAAAGUGAUGCCAGUUUGGCUGAAUGCCAGGCUUCUGCUGGGAUCUUUGGUCUCCCCUUGCCUCCCUCUUCUGUCUCCUGUCCUUCUUGAAGAAAAAGAAAAUGGGCAACUAUUUUGGCUGUAAUCGUGUUUUGUUUUUCAAUGAAGCCCUUACAAGCAUUGGUUUUGUCUACUGUGCAAAAUAUAGGAACUCUUAUCCUCAAAGCACUUAAACGUUUUCCUUGUGGAGUUGGGGUAGAAGGAAACUCAUUGGCAUAUAUCAGUUUCUUGAUAAAUGUGUGCUUGCUUAAGCUGACAUGAAUUUCCUCUCCCAAAAUUCCCUUCAAGAUUCUGUCGGGAAUGCUUUGAUUUUGAUUCCUGCAUUGAGCAGGGGGUUGGACUCAAUGGCCUUAUAUUCUAUGAUUCUUUGCAAAUCUUAAUGUCAAAUCUUUUCUGAAUACUUGCAUAUUGUUGAAUAUUCAAUAAUGUUUGAGUUCAACCAUUGACGUUUGAGUGUGUUUGAUAGCCAGUGUGCAGUUGUGUUUAGUAGGUGACUGAGUUUGAUGUCUGACUGCUUAGGAGAUUAAUAGUUAAGACCGUCAGAAGAGCCCUGUCAGAUUGGGUUAAAAGUCUAUCCAGUCUGAUACUCUGUUUCCAGAAGUAGCCCCUCUGACAUUCAAUGCCUGCCAAUAAAUCUAAUGCACUCAAAUCUUUGAAACAAAAUUUUACAUUUUCAAAAUACAAAUUCAAAUAUGAAAUUUCACAUUUAAAAGUGGCAAAACUGGGGAAAUCUGCUGAAUAUUUGCAAUUAUACCACUGCAGUGAGUGCAUUGGAAAUUGCCCGUUGUCUUGAUACAUAGACCUGGUCUGAAACAUACACACACAACGGAUCCAUUUUCCAAAUGUCAACAAAAGUGCCCUGUUAGGUCUUAUGGUAAUCUUCAAGAUAACCAAGUUGUGUCUAGAUAAUGGCAAAAGAGGGCCUAGCUCAUAUUUGCUACCCCACUAAAAAUCUUCUGAAAGUGGCUUCAAGUUCUGUGACACUAUGACUGCAGGUUAAGUAUGCAUGGGACCAUUGCUCCCGUGUUCUCAACAUGCCAUGUGGGUCUGUGAGUUGCCCCUUGAUGAAGAGGUGUGAAACUACCCGGAAGUCACAUGAAUGUCACAAUCAUUGACCGAUCCGCCCUCCCUAUUAGCACAAAGGACUAGAAGAACGGAUGUCAAGAGGAUGCUGCAAGAAGCCAUAACAGCACUGGGCUUGUGGGUGUCAUGAAGGAGCAGUGGCUUUGAAUGCUAUGGCCCCCAUGCCUUUCAGCUGGACAUUUCUGCAAAUCUAUAGAGAGAAUUUAGUAACUGCAUGGUGCGAUGAUUUCAUCCCUCUACAUCUAAUGACAUGAAGUCAGAGACCCUGGAAAAGGGAGUGGACAUUAGGAUUGUCAGGAUGGAGGGAGGGAAUCAUCAGACAGAAACAGGCUGCCAUUGUAGUCAAGGCUAAUUGAUAAAGAGGUGCAACCCAUUUUCUAGUAGUAACUGCACGGAGAGCUCUGUGCAUGAAGCUGCAUUAUGUCGAGGGCAGUGGUCCAGCUACCCCAGUAUUAUCUACUCUGACAGGCAGCAGCUCUCCAGGAUCUCAGGCAGAAAGCCCUUUCCUGUUAUCUGCUACCUGAUCCUUCUAACUGGAAAUGCCGAGGAUUGAAUGUAGGAACUUCUGCAUGCAAUGCAUGUGCUCUGCUAGUAAAGCAAUGGCCGUUCACCUCAAGGUGCAACCAGGCUAUACACUGCCCCUCGUUCCUACUGUGCCACCAUACUAAGGCAGUUCUGUAGUUGUAAGCCUCCCCAUGGUGCGUACACAAAGGCACUUAACAGCACCGUCCUAUGCCGAAGUAAGUCCCACUGUGUUCAGUGGCGUUUAUUCCCAGGUGUGAUUUGGAUCGCAGCCUUCAUGUGAUGAAUUACUAGGACAUCGCACCAGAACUGUUUUCCCCAUAUGAAAAAUGGAAGUGGACUGCUUUCAAGUCCAUCCCAACUUACGGCAAUGCUAUGAAUUGGGAUUUCAUGGUAAGCGGUAUUCAGAGAGAGUUUACCGUUGCCUCCCUCUGAGGCUAGUCCUCCCCAGCUAGCCAGGGCAUGCCCAGCUUGCCACCACUGCACAAGCCAGCCCCUGCCUUGUCUGCAACUGCCAGCUGGGGGUCAACUGGGCUCCUUGGGACUCUGCAGCUUGCCCACAGGUGGCAGGGCACGUCACCCCUGAGCCACACCCUGUGGGGGUGAUCUUUAGCUGGCCCCUGACACCCAGGAGACACGAGCGGGAAUUUAAACUCACAGACUCUGGACUCCCAGCCAGGCUCUCCUCCCCAUUGUGCUAUUCCAACUGUGUUUUCCCCAUAUAGGAAGGAGAUAAAUAAUGUAGUUACUUGGGGCUUGCUUCUUUGUGUGGGUAAGACCUGAUGGAUCACAGCAGGGGUCUAAGAAUAUGCUUCUGGUAAUCAUUUGGUGUUAACUCUGCUGCCUCCUUGCAUGCCAGACCUGCUUACCUCAUUCCACCUGACUCUUUGAAGCCAGCCUGCACUGAACAGAAUCUCUUUUCCUCUCUGUACCUUUGGUGUAGCAGCCAAGGAUAAAUCUGAUGUAUUGGCCUGCCUUGUGGCCUUUAUGCCAGUAAUUAACAACACAGCCCUAAUAUCCCAUGCAUGGUUACUCAGAAGUAAGUCCUAUAAUGUUUCGUGGCGCUUACUUGCAGGAAAGUGCUUAGGAUUGGAGCCUCAGUUUCUCCCACUGUGUUCCCUUUCUUGCACUGUUUUAUCAGCUUACCGGUAAUUAUGGAUAAACAGUGAAAACUGACUAUAUGAUGUCAUGACCUGUGCACUGAUCUUGUGACUGUUAAAAACAGCCGCACCUUUACAAAAGGAUUUCUUUCAAGGCCUAGAUUUUUUUUUUAAAAGCAUGCGUGUAUCUUUCUGCAGGAUGGAGUGCUGGUGUGUGGGCAAUCCUACCUGGCAAUUCAGUGGGAUUCAGCUCAGACAGAUUUAAAAAUUUUUGGGAUGAGUCAGACUUUUGCUGAUGAGUCCUUUUAGUCCUGCAUUUCCUUUCUAUGUGAAGCCAGCAGUUGGAAAACUUGCAGGGCCAUUGUUUGUUUGCUGUUGAGAGGUAUACUGCCUCUAUAUGCUCAGGUUCCAUAUAGGCUUCAUGGCCAUCUACAUGUUUUCUUAGGCCCGGACUGUCUCCUUAGGUGCUCUCAAUUGUUAUUUCAGGACAUGUGUAAUAUAAACCACAGGGCAGGGUAAGGUUUUUGGUUCACAGUGGAAAUCCAGUCUGGAUCCACCUCUGGGACAAGGAACUGGGAACGUGGUAAUCCCCGGUACAGAAAAUAAAAGGAACCUCGGUAACAAUGCAACUGGUGGGUAACGUGUGUAUCUCCUACAAAAGUGCUAUUGGAGAAGGUGUGGGGAAACCUGCGGCCCUCUAGAUGUUGUUGGGCCACAACUCUCAUCAGCCCCAGCCAGCAAGAAUGCAAGAUAAGGGAUGAUGGGCGUUGUAGUCAAGCAACAUCUGGAGGACCACAGGUCCCCCCACUCCUACACUAGAGGCACUGUUUAUGCAUACACCAGGCCUAUACCUGUCUCCCACCCACCGCAAAGACUUAGUUUGCACAUGCAAGAGGUGAGAGGUGGUACAACUGUAAGUGCACCAUAUAAUUUCAGAAGGGGGUACCCUGCCCAUAGAAAUCUAGGAUGGCAAGAAAAAAGCUAGGGCAACACAUCUGGCUUUCUGCGGGCAGGCACGCACUCCCCUACCUGCAGUCUGAAGCAGAACAGUCUCUUGCCAGUCCAGGUAUAAGCUCAUGUCAAAAAGAUGGGCAUCACUCUUCCUUCUCUAGUCGUAUAGUGCAAGCCUGGCCCUGGCCAUUAGAAUGGCACCUGGAUUUGGCUUUAGGUGACAUGCAGUGACUCCUUGGGCCUCUGGUUGUUCAGGCUGAGGUCAUUCUUUUUUCUGCUGCCUAAAAACUAUAAAAGGCUCUGAGUACAGCCCUUCAAUGUCCCACUCUGACAUUUAUCCCUGACUUUGCUCAGAUCUCUCCUCUGCUUUUCAAUCCUUUCCAUCCUGCAGGACGAUGAACCUGCUUUGUGGGACUCCUGGCUGUUCAUGCAUUCUGCUUGUGGGUAAAGUCUGCGACAGGCUGUUUGGACAGUCUUACCUUUACAGUACAUUGUUCAAUAAAAUAAUAAGCUGCUGGUGUCAUCCAACCCCAGAAUAAAGGUGAUGUUUCAAUUUCCUACCUCACAGGGCUGUUGUGAGGAUUAUAGUUUGGAGGAGUAUUUUAGAUGGGCCCUAUCUACUAGGGUGUUACAUCUGACACCACUGUUGCAUCACAGCAACCAAUGUUAAAAGUGUAAUGAAAGGACAUUUCUAUGCCUUGCUGAAUCAAAACCCUGUUAAAAGCAUUAAUCAAAAUGGUAGAGGCCUCAUAUGAAUUAGGAUGCUGAAGAUUUGCCCUGUUCUGAAGUUUCACUGUGAUCAUCAAAUGGGACGAAAAAUUAUCGACCAUGUAGAUCAGCGAUGAAUUCUGUCUGUUGGAAAAACAAUGAAUGUGUCGGAGGUGGGGAUAAAAAUAAUGACAAAUGUGAAACAGCCUUCACUGCAAUGGACACAAUGAAAGGAGAGCCAGUGCAGUGUAGUGGUUAGAGUGUUGGACUGUGACCUGAGAGACCAGAGUUCAGAUCUCCUCUCAGCCAUGAAGCUCACUGGGUGACCUUGGGCCAGUUGCUGUCUUUCAGCCUACCCUACCUCACAGGGUUGUUGUGAAGAUAAAAUCAGGAGGGGGAGAACCAUGUUUGUACGCCACCUUGAGCUCCUUGGAAGAAAGGUGGGACAGAAAGGUUAAUAACGAUGAUGAAAAUCUGCCACUACCUGCAAUGUCAGAUCCAUCAGCAAACGUAAUAGAAAAAUUAACUUGUAUUCUAAAAAAAAGGUCGAGAGUUUUCCCAGUUUCUGACAGCUUGGAAAAAUCUGAAAUAAAAAGGUUUUGGUUUUUUAAUUCAGAUUUUUGUAGCAACGUUUCCAGUGACAUCUGUAUUUUUGCAGCCCCAAACCUAAUCAAGAACUUGAGCCUCCUGCCAGGUUCUCGCAUCUAGUUCUCACUGAAGUGGUAAGACCUGUGCCUGAGCUGAAACAUUCCAGGCUGCAGCUGAAGGCUCAUGUGACACAGGAACCUGCCUUCUACUGAGUCAGACCUUUUGCCCAUCUAGCUCAGUACUGUCUACACUGACUUGCAGCAGCUCUCCCAGAUUUCAGGCAGGGAGUCUCCCACUCUUUCCUGGGGAUGCCAGGGAGUGAACCUGGGACUUUCUGCAUGCAAAGUGGAUGCAUGCAAACUGCCACUGAGCUAUAGCCCUUCCACAACCAUCUGCCAUGUUCCUAAGCUUCCUGUGAGACUAAGAAAGGUUUGCUUUUUUUAAACACACACACACAUUUAUAGCCUCCUGGACAUGCUGUUUUCUAUGUGCAGGGAUCUCAUUUUAUUGGACAAAUGUUCGGUAAGGCGAGUUCCCACCUGCAUGAUAAAACGAGACAAGCAGAUGCUGGUUUGUCAUCACAGUGAGAAUGGACCAAUUCCCAGAAUGCCUGCACAGUAUGGUGGCCGCAUUGGCAUAGCUGCUGCCAUUUUGGUGCUCCAGUGAUUUGGGGAAAAGCUGACUUACAGGAGCAGUACUAAAAGCAGCCCCUUCACCCUCUGAAUAGUGUAUGAAUUGGGCCCCUCUGCCUGCCAUUUGGAUCUCAGAAUAGCAGACUUUUAACUGACAAGCCAUUGGAGCUCCCAUUUGGUCAAAAUGGUCAGACCUGAAUUUGUGAUUCAUUGAAACAUUAAUAUUCUGCUCUAAACUAAGGCACUACAGCUGCAAUUGAAAGCACACAGCCUGCCUCUUCUUCUGGCAACAUUUAGCAAUACAAGAUAGUGCCAUUGCUGUUGAGUUUCCCCAUUAAGGGCUAGUACUAUAGGAAGAGCCUGCUGGGUCAGGCCAGUGGCUCAUCUGGUCCAGCAUCCUGUUAUCACAGUGGCCAACCAGAUGCCGCAAUGGGAAAUCUGCAAGGAGGACCUGAGCACCAAGCACUCUCCCCUCUUGCGGUUUCCAGCAACUGGUUUUCAGAAGGAUGCUGCCUCCUAGUGGCUACUAGCCAUUCAUGGCUACUAAUAGCCUUGUCCUCCAUGAAUUUGUCUAAUCUUUUAAAAGCCAUCGAAGUGGAUGGCCAUCACUGCCUCUUGUGGGAGCAAAUUCCAUAGUUUAACUCUGCACUGUGUGAAGGACUUUCGUUUGUCUGUCUGGAAUAUUAACAUUAAGCUUCACUGGAUGCCCACAAGUGUUAUCAGAAAGGGAGAAAAACGUCUACCCAUGUGCCAUGCAUUAUUUUAAACACUUCAAUCAUGUCACUUCUUACAUUUUCUCUAAAGUAAAAAGCCCCCAAUGCUGCAACCUUUUCUCAGAGAGGAGUUGCUCCAUCCCCCUGAUCAUUUUGGUUGCCCUAUUUUAAACCUUUUCCAGCUCUACAAUAUCUUUUUGAGGUGAGGCAACCAGAAGUGCACACAAUAUUCCAAAUGCAGCCGCAACAUACAUUUAUAUAAUUGCAUUAUGAUAUCACCAGUUUUAUUUUCAGUACCUUUCCAAAUGAUCCCUAGCAUCAAACUUGCAUUUUUCACAGCUGCCACACACUGGGCUGACAUCUUUAUUGAGCUAUACACUACAACCCCAAGAUCUCGUUCCUGGUCAGUCACUGCCACUUCAGACCCCAUGAGUGUAUAUGUGAAAUUAAUUUUUUUUUUGUUCCAAUAUACAUAAGAACAGUUAUUUACAUUGAAUUGCAUUUGCCAUUUUAUUGCCCAUUCAGUUUGGGGAGGUUUUUUUGGAGUUCUUCACAAUCCCUUUUUCUUUUAAAAACCCUGAACAAUUUAGUAUCAUCAGCAAACUUGGCCACCUCACUGCUCACCCCUGACUCUAGAGCAUUUAUGAACAAGUUAAAAAACAUCCUUGGGGGGACUCCACUUUCUACAUGCCUCCAUUGGGAGAACUGUUCAUUUAUUCCUACUCUGUGCUGUCUGUUUCCUAGCCAGUUUCUGAUCCACAAGAGGCCUCUCCUCUUAUUCCAUGAUGGCUGAGCUUACUCAGGAGUUUUUGGUGAGGUACCUUGUCAAAAGCAUUUUGAAAGUACAAGUGCACUAUGUCCACUGGAUCACCUCUAUCUGUCGAUACUCUCAACUGCAAUAGGUUAAUGAGGGAGGACUUACCGUUGCAGAAGCCAUGCUGAUUCUGCUUCAGCAAGGCUUGUUCUUCUAUAUGCUUGGUUAUUUUAUCUUUAACAAUACUUUCUACUGGUUUUCCUGGGGCAGACGUUAAGCUAUGUGACCUGUCAUUUCUGGGAUCAAAUUGGUGUUACAUUGGCCACUUUUCAGUCCUUAAGUAUGGGGGUGGAUCUGAGAGACAGCUUACAUAUUGUUAGAACAUCAGCAAUUUCACAUUUGAAUUCUUUGAGAACUCUUGAGUAGAUGCCAUCCAGACUUGGCAAUUUGUCAGUUUUUAUUUUGUCUGUUAAGCCUAGAACUUCACCUCUCAUCACCACUAUUUGCCUCAGUUCCUCAGACUCCCUUCCUGCAAAAGUUAGUACAAGCACAGGGAUCAGCCUUAUAUCUUCUGCUGUGAAGACAGAUGCAAAGAAUUUUUUUAGCUUCUCUGCAAUCUUCUCAUCCUGCUUUAACACAUCUUUGACUCUCUUGUCAUCCAAGAUCCAACUGCCUCCAUAGACAGUCUCCUGCUUUGAAUGUAUUUAAAGACUUUUUGUUGUUGGCUUUUAUGUUUUUAGCAAUGUGCUCAAAUUCUUUUUUUAGCAUCCCUUAUUGUCUUCUUGCACUUCUUUUGCCAGAGUUGGUGUCUCUUUUCAUUCACCUCAUUCAGUCAAGACUUCUGUUUUUUGAAGGAAGACUUCUUGCCUCUAAUAGCUUCUUUGAACUAUACCAGCAUCCUCUUGGCUCUGGUAGUAUAUACUCCAGUUGAGCUUCUAAUAUUGUGAUUUUAAACAACUCCUAAGCAUUUGGAGAGAUUACAUCUUGACUUUGCCUUUCUUUUUACCAAUCCCCUCAUUUUGGGGAAGUUUCCUCUAUUGAAGUCAAAUGUGACCAUGUUGGAUUUUCUUGGUAAUUGGCUGUUUCCAUGUGUGUUUAAUAACGCUAUGAUCACUGCUCCCAAUUGAUUCAACAACACUUACCUCUCGCACCAGAUACUGGAUGCCCCUCAAGUCCAAGGUUGCCAUCCCUUUGUUUGGUUCCAUGACCAACUGUUCUAGGGCACAGUCAUUUAAGGUAUCUAGACAUUUUACCUCUUUGUCAUGACUGGGACACAUAUGUAGCCAGUCUGUGUCAAGGUAGUUGAAGCCACCCAUGACUACAACAUUUCCUAGUUUGGAUGCUUCCUCAAUUUCAUUUUUCAUCUCAAGAGCUUCCUAAGCAUUUUGAUCAGGGGAAACGAUAGACCAUCCCCAGUACUAAAUUACUCUUGGGGUCCAGUACCACCACCUACGACGAUUCUGUGGAGGAAUCUGCCUCUUUCAGGGGUUCUAGUUUUCUGGAUUCAGUGCCCUCUUUCACAUAAAGAGUGACACCACCUCCAAUACAUCCUGCUUACCGGCGUUCCGUUUUCCGGCGUUCCACUGAUGCAGCGGCUUUCAAUGAGUGGAAAUUCCCUGUUUUAGGGCCGUUUUUACGCUUUUGUGACAUUUUCGCGCAACGCGCCCCAUUAUUUUCAAUGGGGUUCGCUUUAUGGUGAUUUCCGCUUUACGGCGGCAGUUCGGAACGGAACCUGCCAUAUAAGUGGGGCCUGCCUGUAUAUGCAGUGUCUCUCUUCAAGUGUCUUUGGCACUUUUGGUUUGGCCCGUGUUACUUUGGCCUCUGAAUUGCUAUCCUGUGCCCCUGCACUCACAACCCUGAGCUCCUGCUGGGAGGAAGGGCGGGAUAUAAAUCAAAUAAUAAAUAAACACCUAGUUCUAGGCUUGCCCCAUUUAUAUUUUCAUCAAUUUGUCCUGAACUGGACCCUCCUCAUCUCCUGUCCGCUUUCCCCCCACAAUUAGUGUCCGCUUUCCCCCCACAACUAGUUUAAAAGCUGCUCUGCCACCUUUUUGAUUUUGCCAUCAGUCUGGUUCCAUCCGGGUUCAAGUAGAGUCCGUCCCUUCUGUACAGGCCUGGCUUGUCCCAAAAUGUUCCUCAGUGCCUAACAGAUCCAAGCCCCCUUCUCCAAACCCCAUCGUCUCAUCCACGCAUUCAGACUACAAAGCUGUGUCUGUCUAACUGGUCCUGCACGUGGAACCAGUAGCAUUUAAGAGAAAGAUACUUUGGAGGUCCUGGCUUUCAGCAUGCUUCCAGGACUUCACGACUGCAUUUCCCUAUGUCAUUGGUACCAACAUUCACCACAACCACUGACUCCUCCCCAACACUAUCUAGCAAGCUAUCUAGAUGACGGACAACAUUCCCAACCUUCACACCAGGCAGACAAAUCAUCCUGCAGUCUGUACGCCAAUCACACACCCCAUUAUCAAUGUUCCAAAUUAUUGAAUCACCCACAACUAGGAUCCUUCCACCACCACCACCCCGAAGAAGUAUCCUUGCCAUGAAGAGGAUAGCUGGUAGUCCCCCAAGGAAUGGGUCCGUUCUAAGGAAUUGUUUCCCUCAGAUAGACGCUGUCCUACCCAAAGGCCCUCAUUCUCCAUGAUAGCGGGACAGCAAUCAUCCUGGGAAUGGGAUACAGCUGUAAUGUCCCUGAAGGCCUCUUCGACAACCCUCUCUGCCUCCCUCAGCUUCUGAGGUCAGCCAUCUUGGCUUCAAGGAAACAAACCUGUUCCAGAAGAAGCAGAAGCUCAUUGUACACUCACAACUUCUGUCCAACAGGCAGACAGUCAUACAUGUUACAGACAGUGCAAAACACUGGAAAGCCCCCAUAGCCCAGCUGGCUUCCUACCUGCAUGAUUGUUUGUGUAGUUAAUAUAUUAAAAGCUUAGGUUUUCUUUAAAUCAGGGAACAGACGGGCAGAGUGAGGUACCCUGGCCUUCUCACCCUGCUGCCAAACUCACUCUAAUACAAUAAGGGUGGUAUUCAGUGCUAGUCCUACUCACAGUAGACCCACUGAAAUUAUUAGACAUGACUGACCUAGGUUCAUUAAUUUCCAGUAGGUCUAGUACCCUGAGAGUAGGACUUAGUUGUAUGCCUCCAACUACCAACUGCUGGAAAGUGCGGGUAGGCCGAAUGCUGUGGUGCUCAGGUCCUGCUUGUGGGCUUCCCAUGCGUCUCUAGUUGUCCCCUGUGAGAACAGAGUGUUGACUAGAUGGGCUUUUGGCCUGAUCCAGCAAGCUCUUCUUACAUUCUUAUUGCCAACCAUUCUUCCCUUCUUCCAUUUGUCAUUCAUAGGGCUAUGGGAAAGUCACACUGUGCUGGGGUGGAAUUACUAUAUACAUGCAAGAAGUAAGAAGGCUCUACUUCUGGUCAAAUGGGACCACGUGACCCACAUGCAGUCAGUCACAUGACCAAAAACAAAGGCCACAUAGCUGGACAUGACACCCCCAGCUGUCAAAACAAAUGCUAUGUGCAUGAUCACAUGAUGGCCAUGCAAUCAGAUUUUGACAGGAAGUAGGUCUAUCCUAAGGGGCCAUGGUCAACAUAUGCAACCUUUUGUAUGAGAAUUCAGUGGGCCCCAGAGCAGCAUACCAUUUGAGAGUUUAAAUUUUGAGAGGCACCAUCGUAACAAUUCCUUUUGUGGCCAAUGCACUAUAGACAAAUAGCACAUGGAAAAGGUGUGGGGGUGGGAGUGUGUUGAACAGACAGGCCCAGGGUAGCCCAAGAUCAAUGCCCAGCAUGCUCAGGACCACCAACCUUCAUACCUGCUCUGAGCUGGGCUCCAUUUACUCUGCCACAGGUAUGGGCAUGUCUAGCACUUGGGGCAGGGAACUGCAACAAGCCCACCAUUUAAAAUUGCCCACAAUGACAAGGUGCAACACCACACUAGAAAGUCCCCGGGGGGGGGGGGGCUCACCAGACAGCACUUUUGCCAAUGGUCAUCAAGCUCUGCGACAAGAUGAAGAGGAUGUAGACUCUCAGCUCAUAAUGUGGUUACUACCUCAACCAGGACAGUUAGUUUUGUGCUUCUUUGGCCUUCACUGCAACAGCAGCCAAAGGUGGGUGGAAGAGGCAGGCAUCCUUCCUACUUACUCAAGCAUUCUGAGCAAACCCCCAAGUGCUGUAAACCGCCCAGAGAAUGUCAGCUAUGGGGCGGUAUAUAAAUGUAAUAAAUAUAAGUGUUUUGAGAAUCUGCUUGGAAGAUUCCAUAUUGCUAACCUGGCACCACUGCAUCAUAGGUUUGUAUUCCAACAGGAAGAGGGGCUCUAGUAUUCAGUGGCUGCUGGCCACCCAAUUGUACUAUAUAGUUUGGAAAGGAUUCACCUAACUGGGUAUUCGCAUAAAUAAAAGGCUAUUUAGAAAUGGCCAAAUUGAUUUGGUAGCCGCAUGGAAAGCCAUCAAAUUCAGCUAUUCAGAAACCAGGGUUCAAAUAACCAAGGUUCUACAUAAUGGAAACAUUCUAUUGUUAAUGCAAACAUUUAGGUAAAUUUUAUAGUGUCCCAAAAGCUGUUUGAUGAGGAGGCUUUAAGGGUGCUGAAUCAAAGAAACAUUGUAGUUUUGUAGCUGUGAAUGUCCUGAAAUGAAUGACUGUUUUGGUGAUUGGGGGAGAAAUGGGGUGUUUUAUUUCAUAAAAGUAAUUUUUUUAGAUGGACAAAAAUGCUCUUUUAAAAAAAAAAAAUGUAUGCAGCAAGUUUCUGUCUUGUGUCAUUAUUUGAGCUGGUAUUAAUUUUUCUAGUCGCUAAAGAUUGCUAAUCCUUUAAAUUAUUAAUUUAUUCUUUGUGAGUUUCCUUUUUAAAAAAAAUACAAUUUUGACACACUUACCCUGUAAAACUGAUCUUGCGCUUAACCUAGAUACUUUAAAAAAAAUAUUGCUGUUAAAU
Rhineura floridana is the source of this 14911-nucleotide messenger RNA. RefSeq names its product GRB2 associated binding protein 2 (gene GAB2). The record is from RefSeq and is a predicted model, not a curated record. The coding region runs from base 539 to 2575 and encodes 678 amino acids. NCBI's taxonomy places the organism in Eukaryota, Metazoa, Chordata, Lepidosauria, Squamata, Rhineuridae. The transcript is spliced from 10 exons.